UAAAGCAGAGGAACGGGCGGUUCACUUCAAAACAUGGCUUCCAGAAGAACGUCUUCAGCGCCAAGUAGUUUUAAAAAUACAUCCACUGAUGCAAACAGUUCAAAAUGUGCCAAUAAUGGAGUUAAAGCCAAUAACACUGCAGAUGGGAAGAAAACUGGUAAAUCCAGUGGGACUAUUGUCAAGUCUCGAUAUUUACAAUCUGCUGAGAAGGCUUCUCUCUCAAAGAGCAACUCACUGACCAAUGAGUCGACUGGGCCUUCCUCACCCAAACCCACUGCUGUAAAACCAAAGGUGGGCGCUCCAUCAAGGCGCACAAUGACCCCACAAGCAUUGGCAGAAUCAACACUGACAUGCAAAACUGAUGCAUCCUUUCUCGGUAAAAGUGUCCUGCAGUCCACUUUUUCGGAUGGUCACCAUUUUCGACCAGAUUUUGAUAUUUCAGUCAUUAAAGAUAAAACUGUGAUUGAGAAUGCAAAGGAGCCUGAAAGAACUCUAGAGAGUGAGAAGAAGAUUGUAGAAAUGCAAACAUUUCUUCUAGCCUAUCUUACAGCUAAGAUGGAGAGUAACACUGCAAAGUUCAAAGCUGACGCAGCGGCAAAGCUCCUUCAAAAUAUGGAAGAAGAACAGAGACUGCAUAGGAAGGUUAAGGAGAAAAAGCAUCAAUAUCUUCUAAUGGAGAAGAAGAAACAACUGAAUGAGCUCUUAGACUUGCAGAUUGAUACCCUGACACCCGUGGCCGAGGCAGCCAACCAGUUCACAAAGGACUACAAGAGUUUUGCUGCAGCCGUUGAUUCAACUCGUCAUGAGUUGCCUGUGAAGAAUUUCUACAUAAAUGGGGAUGGAAAAGAAUUUCUAGAAAAAGCUCAAGUUUGCCUGAAAGAAAUGGAGAUGCUGUUGCAUGACUGCACACAGGGAGACCAUCUGGACCACAGCACAUCUUUAGAGUGCCUCAGGGAAAUUAAAACAAUAUCAAAGGAUAUCAGUCAGCAGCUUUCAGGAACGUGCUCAGAGCUUUUGGAACUGUCGUCGUUGGUCUGCCGUCAAUCAGUCCAGCUUCAGCAAGCCAUCGAGGAAGAGCAACUUGGGAGUUCAAGAACCCUCCUGCUCUUCUGCCCCAAACAGUGAAGAAUACCAGACAGAAUGGGAUUCGCAUUAUAUGCACUUUGGAUAACACCUCAGUCCCUGUAUUAUUUCCCCACUUAAUUUGUGCAACUUCCUUUUGUGUCUUUUCUUAAAUGUAGUCUGAUUUUGUUGUAAUUGUAUUAUAGUUUGUCUUGUUGAGUAAUUAAUUGGUCAUGCAGUUUUACAGAUUACUUGUGUUUAGUAAACGGUGAAAUGCACAUUAAAAACUGAACUUACCCUUUCGGUUUUAUACAAAAAUAAAAUUAGUUCUCCUUUAAAUCAAA
Molecule: messenger RNA, 1406 nt
Organism: Poecilia reticulata (guppy)
Lineage: Eukaryota; Metazoa; Chordata; Actinopteri; Cyprinodontiformes; Poeciliidae
Gene: haus8
Product: HAUS augmin like complex subunit 8
Source: RefSeq, a predicted model, not a curated record